Messenger RNA from Ixodes scapularis (black-legged tick), 549 nucleotides. RefSeq names its product cytochrome P450 2U1. Lineage: Eukaryota; Metazoa; Arthropoda; Arachnida; Ixodida; Ixodidae. The record is from RefSeq and is a predicted model, not a curated record. The transcript is spliced from 5 exons. Bases 1 to 549 code for a protein of 182 amino acids. Gene Ontology annotation, molecular function: oxidoreductase activity, acting on paired donors, with incorporation or reduction of molecular oxygen; heme binding; iron ion binding.
AUGGUUUUUACAUACCAACGUUUUUUUUUUUGUUUUUUUUUUCUGAUUUUAAAACCACACGUGCAGGCAAAGAUUCAGCAAGAAAUCGACAGAGUUGUCGGUCGAGAACGGCAGCCUAUGUGGGAAGACCGCUACCAAAUGCCCUUCACCAUGGCAACCAUCUGGGAGAUGCAGCGAUGGAGAACAGACAAAGAUGUGGAGUUGGCUGGCUACGUAAUUCCAAAAGGUACAAUUAUGAUGGCAAAUAUAUGGGCCGUGAACAUGAAUGCUGAUCUUUGGGACGAUCCUGAAACCUUCAGACCAGAGCGAUUUAUUGAACAAGGGGGCUCCAAACUGCGCCCUAAACUGGACUACUUUAUUCCAUUUUCUGUUGGAAAAAGGAUGUGUCCUGGUGAAGCACUGGCUCCAGUGGAAAUUUUUCUUUUCACCACUGGCAUCCUGCAGAAGUUCACCGUACUUCCUGAAGAUGGCAAAACAAUCGACCUCACAGUAGACUCCGGAGCUUUUAGUUCUCCAAAGUACCAGAAGCUUCGUUUUCUGCCGCGAUAA